AUGAUGGCCCGCGCAGACUCCGAUAUCCACAUUCCACCUGUGGUGAAACAGCUUGCUCCUUACGUCAAAUCCCGGCAGGAAGCUCUCCAGAUCCGCCAGGCAUUGACGUCUUAUCUGCGCUCCUUUAUCGUGUUCAACGAGGCCAACGAUCCAACCCAGUCUCAUCUCUCCUUGAGUGUCCCGACCGGAACCGUCGCAGAUGUCAAUCGCAUUCCUGCUGACCUGCCUGGGCUGCGCAAGGAUUACCUGAAGGCGCUAGCGGCCAAUGUCGCAGCCCGCAAAGAUUUCAAUGCUACAACUGACAAUGUCGCGGCCCUGAGGCGUCAAAGGACCUCCCCGAACCGCCCCUGCGAGUCCGACCCCCGAGAAUCCGGUGCCGAAAUUCGGGACUAUCUCGCCCUCCUGCGCGAUCGACGCCGCCACAACAAGCUACAGGUGUUUCAGCAAUAUCUUGAAGAAGUCAAAGCACGAGAUACGACUACAUUGGGGGAUUCUGGAUAUGCCGAGGAACAGAUAUCACUGCCGGAGGCUGAGGUGGAACAGGAUCAUGCUGGUACAAACUUGAACGAGCUUGUUCAUAGCCUUGAGAGGGCGGUUGUACGCGCCAAGUCUCAAUUGGAUCGUCAGAAGCAACUGUUCGAUAAAGCGAAGACCCAGCAUGACUCUCGGCACAAUCCUGCUUCAAUUCCAGUCUCCCCAGAUGUCAAAGCCCAAGCCUUACAGAAGACUCGGGACGAAUUGGUUCAAUGGGUGGAAGAACGACUGGUUGGCCAAGGCGAUCCGGAUGAAAAUGUGCUUCAAGAGCUCCCUCCGGAGGAGAUCGAAGCUGCUCAGCGCGAUUUAGAAGAUCGCAAGACACAGAUUGCAAACCAAUAUGCCGUAUAUGUUCAGGCCCGGCGUGAGCUCCUCGAGGCCGCCUCAAGGGCCUGCCAACCAGUCAAUGUGGCACCGAAGCCACCAUCGCGUUCCAACAAAACCGAGCCCGUCCCGGCAGAGUUACCACCACCGAAUGCCAUAGAUGUGUUGUCAUACGCGACCGAGAACCUCCUCCCCCUCUCCAAGGGCCAAAAAUCGCUAUCCCUCCAGAGGUCGUACCUAUCUGGAUUACUUUCCAAAGAAAAAUUGACUACUCUUCGCGCACUCAAUCGACUCAGCGAUGAAUCCCACCUACUCCCGGAAUAUCCCAUUGAUUCCCGUCAACCGCGAGCCAAACACGCCAACUUCGGCACCCAGGCCCAACCCGAGCAGAGUUCGGACGAGGUCGUCCAGCUUGCCGAGGCCUGGGCCUUUGCUGCCGGUGCUGCUGGCGCCAGUGGACGGGACUAUGUACAGGAGAAAGUUGUGCUAGGCACCGAAGUCGCGCAAGACGCUCGACAGACUCUGUCCGAUGUUUACGGGACCCUCAAUCAGGACCUCGAUGAGGUCAUGGACGGCCAGAAGCGGCAGACGUCAAACCCCACUCGCUUGAGAGGUGGGUCUCGGAUUGAGAAGCGACCGACUGGUCCCUGGUCUCAAUUGAAUGGGAAAGUCGGAGUUGAGUAG
This is a messenger RNA of Penicillium olsonii, 1542 nucleotides long. The record is from the annotation of a GenBank genome assembly. NCBI's taxonomy places the organism in Eukaryota, Fungi, Ascomycota, Eurotiomycetes, Eurotiales, Aspergillaceae.